GGAUUUUAAUACUCAAUUAUAAGGGUUUGGUGACAAGACAGGUUUAUGUUUAUUCAUCACUUAGUUCAAAAUCUAGAAAAUGGUAUAAAUAUAUAUGCAGUUAAAUAAUAGGGUGACAAACCCAAUCGCUUAGUGGAAUCAGUGAACUCAAGAUGAAGUGUAUGUUAAUAUUGGUUGUUAUACUUGUGGUCGCUACUUUACCACAAACCGAAGCUGGGUGGAGAAGAUUUGUAAGAUGGUUGAGAACACCUAUUCCUGGUUCUGAUUAUGGCAAAAAACGUAACGCUGAAGAACGAGGAGUUGUUGAAGAAGUCACUAAAGAGGAAUUUGCGGCUACAACUGGGCUGACUGGAGCAGAAUUAGAUUUAUAUUUUAACGAAUUGGAUGAAAAUGAUAAUGGUGUACUAGAUGGUGAUGAAAUAAUGGAAGCGUCUAUUCUGUAUGCAAAAUUUUCCGACUAAAAACGGAGAAAUUUACGAAGAAUCAAUUACUCAUUUGCUUCCAAUUGAAAUAAAUAAUAUCAAGGUGUUUCACUUUGGUUUUUUUUUCUAUGGGAGCCUUCCAUGAUAUAACCAAAGUAAGUAUGUUUAAUGUAACAAAUAUAUAAACUUGAAGUAAAAGUCAACCAAUAAUUAAACAUUGAUUGAUGUUUUUCAUAUGAAAAAGUUUAUUAGCUGCUACCAAAGUAUUGCUAAGAAGUUGUUUUUGAUAUUUUUUUUACAAAAUAAGAAGCAUUAAUAUGAAUAGUCAUUGUUGGAAAUUAAAAAUUAAAGAAGUCAGACUAUUUUGGGUAAAGUCUAGGAUAUUACUGCAAGUUUUAUAUCUUCUGUAACAAGUCUCUUGCCAAAUAAAGAAAGUCUAACUACUU
This is a messenger RNA of Lottia gigantea (owl limpet), 868 nucleotides long. RefSeq lists its product as hypothetical. The transcript has 3 exons. NCBI's taxonomy places the organism in Eukaryota, Metazoa, Mollusca, Gastropoda, Lottiidae. The coding region runs from base 153 to 461 and encodes 102 amino acids. The record is from RefSeq and is a predicted model, not a curated record.